Molecule: messenger RNA, 825 nt
Organism: Sporothrix brasiliensis 5110
Lineage: Eukaryota; Fungi; Ascomycota; Sordariomycetes; Ophiostomatales; Ophiostomataceae
Product: adenylate kinase
Exons: 3
Coding region: 1-825 (274 amino acids)
Biological process (GO): ADP biosynthetic process
Cellular component (GO): cytoplasm; mitochondrion
Molecular function (GO): AMP kinase activity; ATP binding
Source: RefSeq, a predicted model, not a curated record
AUGGGUGCCAUUGAGGACCAGGUGCAGCACCUCCACGAUGUUGUCGCCCGUCUCGAGGGCCGCAUCAAGGACCUCGAGAGCCGCCACCUGGGCGGUGCCGGUGCCACCAAGACGAUUGACGAGGUCCGCAUGAUCCUCAUUGGCCCUCCCGGAGCCGGCAAGGGCACGCAAGCUCCCAAGAUCAAGGAGAAGUUCGGCUGCUGCCACCUGGCCACCGGCGACAUGCUCCGCUCGCAGGUCGCAAAGAAGACGCCGCUCGGCCGGGAAGCCAAGAAGAUCAUGGACCAGGGCGGGCUGGUCAGCGACGACAUUGUCAUUGGCAUGAUCAAGGAGGAGCUCAACACGAACCCCGAGUGCAAGGGCGGCUUCAUUCUGGACGGCUUCCCGCGCACCGUGCCCCAGGCCGAGGGCCUCGACGCCAUGCUCCGGGAGCGCAAACAGACCCUGCAGCACGCCGUCGAGCUGCAGAUCGACGACGCCCUGCUCGUGGCCCGCAUCACCGGCCGCCUCGUGCACCCGGCGUCGGGCCGCUCGUACCACAAGCUCUUCAACCCGCCCAAGAAGGAGAUGACCGACGACGUCACCGGCGAGCCGCUCAUCCAGCGCUCCGAUGACAACGCCGAGGCCCUCAAGAAGCGCCUGGCCACCUACCACGCGCAGACGGCCCCCGUCGUCGAGUACUACCGCAAGACGGGCAUCUGGAAGGCCAUUGACGCCUCGCAGAAGCCCGGCCAGGUCUGGGACACGCUCCUGCAAAUCUUUGACGGCGAUGCCAAGAAGGCCAGCAGCACCGGCAGCUCCAUCCUUCGCAGGCUCAAAAACUAG